ACUAAGUACUUAAUAAAUAUCCCGUAUAUUAACUGCAAAUAGUUAAUUCACUAAAUUAAUAAUUUUGUAUAGUUAUUAUUGCUUUCUCUGUCAAAUCAACAAUGCCUCGUAAACGCUCGUCAUUAGGUAGAUUGACUUAUGAUGCGCAAAGGAAGCGGCGAUCACGAGCUUCUCAAACAAUCGAGGAACGACGAGCAUGGAACGAAGUUAAUCGUUUACGAGUUGCUAAUUCGCGUGCAUUAGAAACAGAUGAGCAACGCGAAGCAAGGAAGUUAGCUGAUCGUUUAAGAACAUCUCGAAUGCGUGUAUCGAAAUUAACACAACAACGAAGAGCCGAUGUUCUAUCCAAAGAAAUCGUACCUAUCGUAUACGAUCUCUAUCCAAGCCUUGAGUGUGGGCACUGUAGUUCCCAAAAGAUGCACAAUGAAACAGGAAUGUGCUGCGCUAAUGACAAACUUAAAUUUCCGAUUUUACAUCCAGCUAUUGAAUCUCAAUUACUGUCAUGUGAAUUGUCGUCGUUUUCGGACGGCUCUGUUGAUUCAAAAAACUUCUUACAAAACAUAUUUGAUUCAUCGUUUGAAAUGAAAACUGAAGGUGAUAAGGGCUUAAAUGACGAUUUUAAGCCAAUUAUUAAAUCUGAGUUUGAAAUUGAGCUAAAUGAACAUACAAACAUUUCUGGCUUUGCUACAGGGGAAUAUCAUUUAACACAAUUCAUUAUUAAACUGCUAAAUUGAUUUGGAUAUAUACUGAUCCAUGUAUUCAUUGGAAUGGAAUGGAAGUUUACCCCAGUGGUGGGACUUUUACAGGCUGUCCUUUUCUAAAUCGUUCAUCAUACUAUAAAUAAAUAAUGUUUGUUUGGAGUUUAUUUCACCUUUGUUUAUAUGUAUAAAGAAUCACUUAAAAUGAUGAAUAAAUAGAUAUAUACAGUCAGAUGCACAAGAAUUUUGUGGAAAUCAAAAUAUGGGAUUUAUAAAAAAAAGCAGUUUAUAUUGUACUGAAUAGAUUUUUGAAUGUUAUUGGUGAUGCCUUGGCGGAAUUCACUAUUAUAAUA
Nymphalis io (European peacock) is the source of this 1051-nucleotide messenger RNA. RefSeq lists its product as uncharacterized. The transcript is spliced from 2 exons. The coding region runs from base 102 to 734 and encodes 210 amino acids. The record is from RefSeq and is a predicted model, not a curated record. NCBI's taxonomy places the organism in Eukaryota, Metazoa, Arthropoda, Insecta, Lepidoptera, Nymphalidae.